This is a messenger RNA of Neolamprologus brichardi, 1124 nucleotides long. RefSeq names its product endonuclease G (gene endog). Gene Ontology annotation, molecular function: nucleic acid binding; metal ion binding; single-stranded DNA endonuclease activity. Gene Ontology annotation, biological process: apoptotic DNA fragmentation. Gene Ontology annotation, cellular component: nucleus; mitochondrial inner membrane. The record is from RefSeq and is a predicted model, not a curated record. Lineage: Eukaryota; Metazoa; Chordata; Actinopteri; Cichliformes; Cichlidae.
AUCACAGCGCGUCACCAGCAGCUGACCCGGCAGCAUGUGGCGGACCGGGGCGACCUUGGUGUUCGGAGCGGGACUCGGAGCGGCGGCGAGCCGUCUGUUGAGCGCCGGAGGCUGGCGUGAGGAGGGGGGAGCCGGCCUGAUGAGCCGGGUCCCGGUCAUCCCGGUACCGGGAGUCCCGACGGUGCAGGCAUCAGAGCUGCAGGUGAGUCCAGGUAGCUCAGGAGCUGUGAUGAAGUAUGGCUUCCCCUCACUGGGCAACAUCAAGACCAGAGAAUCCUACGUCACCUCCUACGACCCCCGCACGCGCACUGCAUCCUGGGUAAUAGAGCGGCUAAACCCCGCCUCCCUGAGCGGACUGUCAGACAGGAAGUACUGCGAGUUCAAAGAGGAUGACAGCGUUCACGCUCUCCACCGAGCGACCAACGACGACUACAAGGGGAGCGGGUUCGACAGGGGCCACCUGGCCGCAGCAGCCAACCACAAGUGGAGCCAGAAAGCCAUGGACGACACGUUCUACCUGAGCAACGUGGCUCCACAGAACCCUCACCUGAACCAGAACACCUGGAACAACCUGGAGAAACUCUGCCGCUCCCUCACCAAACGCUACCUCAACGUCUACGUCUGCACUGGCCCGCUCUACCUGCCCAGGCAAGAGGCUGACGGGAAACUCUACGUUCGAUAUCAAGUGAUAGGACGAAACCACGUCGCCGUGCCGACACACUUCUUUAAGGUGCUGAUCCUGGAGCAAGCAGAUGGCAAGGGGGUGGAGCUCCGUUCGUACGUGUUACCAAACGAACCUAUCAGCGAGCAGGUUCCUCUGGAGCGUUUCCUGGUUCCCAUAGAAACCAUCGAGCGCACGUCGGGACUCCUGUUUGUGCCAAACAUCAUGAAGAGGACCGGCGGCGGCGUGCGGGCCAUCGCUGACAGAUGAGCUGCGUUACCCACAAUCCUCUGCUUCAGACUUCCUGUGAUCACAGAUCAAUAACGUUCGAACGUGUUUAUGGACUUAAUUAUGUGAACUAUCGGUGUGAGCAUCACUUCUGAUCGAACAAACACAACAUACCAAAACAAUUUUAUUUCAUGUUACAAAGCACCUUCAAAAUAAAAGUCUUUUUUUUAACCCA